AUGCGCAUCAACGCAAUCCUCCUCCAACGCGCCGGUUCUCCAACCGCUAUUCAUCUUCCGUCCACAAAACCGGAAAGUCUUUCUACCCAUCCCUCUGCAGCUAUACAAAUAAAUCAGACUGUUUCUUCCGCUGAUAUACCGUCCCAAAUGCGCCCGGCACCUCAGACUGUUAUUAUUCCGGCACCUACCAUUCCUCAAUAUUCUGGUACACCUUCUGAAAAAUCUCUCCAGUUUUUACUUCGUCUUCAGCACUUUGCUUCAAGCAUGUACGGCUGGACUGAUACUGUAUUACUGCGGGAUGUACCAGAACCGGGAACCGAGGAACUGUCGGCAGAACUGAGUCAAUUGCUACCCGGUAGGAAUUGA
Messenger RNA from Didymodactylos carnosus, 366 nucleotides. The record is from the annotation of a GenBank genome assembly. Lineage: Eukaryota; Metazoa; Rotifera; Eurotatoria; Philodinida; Philodinidae.